AUGAAAUCUCUUCUCGGUAAUCUCAGGCUUUACAAGUUUGAUGUGCCUUGUGAGUCUGAUGUCGGUGUUGUAUUAGUAAGUUAUGGAGGUACUAAUGGUUGGCACACAUGUGAACGGUUUCGAUUGACGCGAUACACAGGACAAGGACGAGGAAGAGGUUCAAAAGCUGGAUUGUCCAAAGCAUUCGUAGAUUUGGUCGGUUGGUCUUUCAUGAUGCAACGCGAGUCCAACAUAAGUAAUCAGAUCUUCGACUAUAUUGUCUCCAAUUUUUCAUUCAAGGAUCUUGAUAUCGUACCUCCCGCGGUUUGGUCAAGAUCGUACAGACCUGUACCAAUUGCUCCACCAACGACGGAGAUCGUAGAUUGUUACCAAAGUUCGGAAUCUUGUUGUCUCUGUCAAAAAGGGUAUCCGAAAGAAGACGAGAUUGUUCAUAAAACAAAAUGCAAUCAUAUUUUUUACGGAACUUGUAUCUCUCGUUACUUGUUGCACACUCCUCGAUGCCCUGUUUGCUCCGUUGAGUUGCCACCUGUCGACAUCCGAACUUUUCUCUUCAUCUAA
Molecule: messenger RNA, 558 nt
Organism: Arabidopsis thaliana (thale cress)
Lineage: Eukaryota; Viridiplantae; Streptophyta; Magnoliopsida; Brassicales; Brassicaceae
Product: RING/U-box superfamily protein
Exons: 2
Coding region: 1-558 (185 amino acids)
Source: RefSeq, marked reviewed